Lolium perenne is the source of this 618-nucleotide messenger RNA. RefSeq lists its product as uncharacterized. NCBI's taxonomy places the organism in Eukaryota, Viridiplantae, Streptophyta, Magnoliopsida, Poales, Poaceae. The record is from RefSeq and is a predicted model, not a curated record.
AUGGUGUUGCCAGCAGUCAUUGAAGGAUACGAUGUUUCUCGCAUAUUCAUUGAUGGAGGAAGCAGCAUAAAUCUCAUUUAUGCGGAUACGUUGAGGAAGAUGAACAUCUCAUUGGCUAACCUAUCACCAACAGAUACACGUUUUCAUGGCAUCACACCUGAGAAACCAACUUAUCCUUUGGGCAAAACAACACUCGACGUACAGUUCGGAACCAAAGAAAACUUCAUGAAGGAAAAACUCGAGUUUGAGGUCAUCGAUUGGCCAUCGCAGUAUCAUGAUCUUUUGGGACGACCAGCAUAUGCCAGAUUCAUGGCAGUGCCGCACUAUACAUAUCUGUUGUGGAGGAUCCCUGGUCCUAAGGGCCCAAUAACAGUCAAAGGAAGUUUCGCUCUAUCUGAUAAGUGCGAUAGGGACUUUCACAAGAUUUCUAAAUCAUUCGAGAUGCAGGCUGAGUAUGAGGCAACCAAGCUCACCACCAACCACGACGUCUUACCAGACGGAGGUAGAUCCUUGCAAGAGCAAGCUUUCGACACCUCUAAGGACACCAAGGAAGUUCAGAUCCACCCGACAGAUCCUAAAAAGAUGACAUCCAUCGCUACCAACUUGGAUAGCGCAUAG